AUAAUCAGACACAGUUUUUUUUUUUUAACAUGGCUCCCUCUGUCCCCAUUUCCAUUCGGAUAGUAGCAUUAUGGGUUCUUUGUAUCUUCAUGCAUGCCACAACUAUGUCCUUUGUAGCCGCAUCUAAAUCAUCAGCGCUAGAACUAGAAGCAAAGGCUAUACUGGAGAGUGGAUGGUGGAGUGAAUAUUCCAACGAUACCUCAAGUCUUUGCCGGUGGGAUGGAAUCAUAUGCAAUGACGGCGGAAGCGUCGCCAAGAUUGACUUGGCAUGGUUUCGACUGGGAUAUAAGAUAAGUAAAUUCAACUUCUCUUCCUUUCCAAAUUUAUUCAGUCUUAAUCUUUCAUACACUCAGCUCUCGGGGAGGAUUCCAUUAGAGAUAGGCACCCUUUCGAAACUCACCUACCUUGAUCUAUCCCAUAAUAAUCUUAUUGGUGACUUGCCUCUUUCACUUGCAAAGCUCACUCAAUUAGUGACCUUAAACAUUUCUUCUAAUCUAAUAAGUGGUUCCAUCUCUAAAGAAUUGGGAAAUUUAAAGAAUCUUCUUGUUUUAAGUCUGAGUAAUAACAGAUUUAGUGGACCAAUCCCUCCAACUCUUGGCCUUUUAACCAAUCUUUCCAAUCUGGAGUUGUCUUUUAAUGAAAUCAACAGUUCUAUUCCUUCUGAAAUUGGAUUGUUAAAGAAUCUAUUAAAUUUGGACCUACAACAAAAUAAGCUCAUUGGUCCAAUCCCUUCGUCUCUAGGUCAUCUAACCAAUUUGGCCUUCUUAUCUCUUUCUUCAAACCAAAUCAAUGGUUCCAUUCCCCCAGAAAUUGGCAACUUGAAGAAUUUGAGUUACUUGUUCCUCAAUAAUAACAAUAUCACUGGAGAGAUUCCAAUUGAACUAGGAGAUUCACAUUGUAUAGAGAUCUUAGAUCUCAGCUACAAUUAUCUUAUUGGAAACAUUCCUGAUUUUUCAAAUUCCAUAAAAGAAAUAAACUUUUCAUACAAUUCUUUGCAUGGUCAAAUCCCAAACGGCUACUUAGGUCAUACAACUUACAUAUUCAUCAGCAACAAAGAUUUAUACGGUGAUAUCAAAGGUUUCCCUCCUUCCCUUCCAUCUUCACCAAACAAUAAUAGAUCAAUUUUCCAACAAAUAAAGUUUUCAGUUCCACUUGCCUCUUUGCCUGGCUUUUUAAUUCUUGGGUGUUUUUUCCUCUUUCGAUGUGGGACUAGGAAACCAAAAUCUGAGCAAUCAGGGGAAACAAAGAAUGGGGACUUGUUCUCGAUAUGGAAUUAUGACGGAAAAAUUAGAUAUGAAAACAUCAUUGAAGCAACAAAGAACUUCGAUAUUAGAUAUUGUAUUGGAACAGGCGGUUAUGGUAGUGUUUACAGAGCACAAUUGCCAAAUGGUAAAGUGGUUGCCUUAAAGAAACUUCAUCGCUUAGAAGCUGAGGACCCAACUUUUGACAAGAGUUUCAAAAAUGAGGUCAAAAUGUUAACAGAAAUUCGGCAUAGAAAUAUUGUUAAACUAUAUGGCUACUGUUUGCAUAAAAGAUGCAUGUUUUUGGUCUAUGAGUACAUGGAAAUGGGAAGCUUGUUUUUUGUCCUAAGCAAUGAUUUUGAUGCUGUGGAAUUGGAUUGGAUGAAAAGGAUGAAUGUCAUCAAAAGUAUAGCACAUGCCUUAUCUUACAUGCAUCAUGAAUGUGUCCAAGUAAUUGUUCAUCGAGAUAUAAGUAGCAACAAUAUUCUAUUGAACUCUGAGUUAGAGGCUUUUGUCGCUGAUUUUGGCACGGCUAGACUUCUUGAUCCUAAUUCCUCUAAUCAAACUUUACUUGUUGGGACUUAUGGUUAUAUUGCUCCUGAAAAAUGUGAUGUUUAUAGUUUUGGUGUGGUGGCACUAGAAAUAUUAAUGGGAAGACAUCCAGGUGAACUCUUGACUUCAUUAUCAUCAUCGUCACCUCAAAAUGUGAUGCUAAAUGGAAUUUUAGACCAACGUCUCCCACCUCCAAACCGUCUAGUUGCACAAGAUGUUUUCCUUGUUGCUACAAUUGCAUUUGCAUGCUUACGUUCCAAACCAAAGUCUCGACCAACAAUGAGAUGGGUGUCUCAAGAAUUUCUUUCUCAUAAGAAACCAAAAAUGAACCCCCUACAUGCAGUUUCACUAUGGUUGCUGAGGAACCAAGAAAUUUAUACUGGUGGGGAGAAUGAAACUUAAUUAGGAAGUGCUUUUGUUCAGUUUGAGACUUGAGAACCAUAUUGUUUGAUGAACAUCCAUGGAAAAAAAAAAUAAAUAAAUAAAUUUUAUAUAUA
Messenger RNA from Quercus robur (English oak), 2290 nucleotides. Its product is annotated as MDIS1-interacting receptor like kinase 2-like. Gene Ontology annotation, biological process: protein phosphorylation; hormone-mediated signaling pathway. The transcript has 2 exons. Gene Ontology annotation, molecular function: ATP binding; protein binding; protein kinase activity. Gene Ontology annotation, cellular component: plasma membrane. The coding region runs from base 30 to 2195 and encodes 721 amino acids. Lineage: Eukaryota; Viridiplantae; Streptophyta; Magnoliopsida; Fagales; Fagaceae. The record is from RefSeq and is a predicted model, not a curated record.